Molecule: messenger RNA, 2829 nt
Organism: Dentiscutata erythropus
Lineage: Eukaryota; Fungi; Glomeromycota; Glomeromycetes; Diversisporales; Gigasporaceae
Source: the annotation of a GenBank genome assembly
AUGUCAUACGUCGUACAAGAUUUUUCCAUAACGAUAACAGAUAAUAAUGAGCAACAAAAUUUAAGGUUUUUUUCCGUGAAAAUGGAACGUCUUGUAAGAAGUUAUAUGAUAACACCAAAUGAUUCUACUCAAGAGUUUGACUCAAUCAUUUCUUCGGCUGUGAACGAAUUGCAUAAUGGUCAAAAUUUAUUAUCGCUUGUUCAAUCGCUCGGUGAAUUUUUAACCAGUGAAGAUUCCGCAAUUCGUGCUAAAGGCACAAGACUUUUAUCUUCAGUGCUUUCAGAAUGCCCUCAAGAGCAAAUUAACAAUUCCGCCGCCAACGUGUUGGUAGAUUUCUAUUGUGAAAGAUUAUCUGACACAACAAGUGUUCCCGAUCUUAUCUAUGGAUUGAGAUAUCUCCCACAAUUCGGAACUUUUCGCGAUGAGCAUGCAAUUAAGGUUUCUAAAGCAAUUUUUGCAAACAUAAAUGUUCAAAGUCUUCAGCAGAUUGUACGUCAUGAAGUGCUUCAAAUAUUAGAUAUAUUAUUACACCAUCACCUUCAUGCAUUGAAACAGUUAGGGCCUGAAUUCGUCUUAGGAUAUAUUCAAUCUAUGGAUGGCGAAAAAGACCCGCGAAAUUUGCUAUUAGCUUUUUCCUCGAUCAAAUUAAUUAUUCAAGAAUUUGACAUUUUGCCCCAUGUUGAGUCACUUUUUGAAGUGACUUUUUGUUAUUUUCCCAUUACAUUUAAACCACCUCCAGAUGACCCCUAUGGAAUUACUGCCGAUGAUUUAAAAGUCGCGCUAAGAGAAUGUUUAUCUGCAACAUCACAUUUUUCUAAAUUUGCGAUGCCGUUAUUGGUGGAUAAAUUAGCAUCUAGUUCUGGUAAUGCCAAGAAAGAUUCUAUGGAAACAUUAAAGGCAUGUGCACCAGUGUAUGGAUCGAGUGCUAUUAUUCCUCAUCUUGAAAUUUUAUGGAAUUAUUUAAAAGAUGAAGUCAUCAACGCCACAAAUGAUUCAUUUGAGCUUAUUGCUCUCGAAGCUAUUCAAAGCAUUGCAGAGACUUUAUCAGCAGAUGGAAUAGAAAAAUUAGACCAUCUGCAACAAUUUUUAAAGAUUAUUGUCACAGAGUGUUUAGAAAACCUCGAAAAUUCUGAACUAAAACUAGCCAAGCCUUGUGGAAAGAUAUUAAAAUAUUGUGCAAUGGCUUCUGAUCCAGCAUGUAAUAUAAUUAUCUCCGCGACAUUGAAUAAUUUCAUAAACCAAUAUAGAAUGAAUGAUUUGGCCACUCGAAAGAAAGGAAUACUCGAAAUAUUGACAGAAUUUAUUGCUGCUUCUCGAUAUCUUUAUGGUUCAGUUGAAGAUGUUCCAGCUGUCAGAGCCCAAGGUUUUGUAAUGCCAUUGGUGUCAUAUAAAGAUGAUAUGUUUGAAAUUUUUAGUUCGGCACUUUUAGGAAUCAAUGAAUAUAAUGAGUUACGACUAUGCGGUCUGCAAGGAUUGCAUGAUAUGAUUUUACUGAAUAAAUUUCUUUCUGAUAGCGAAAUAGGAGUAAUUCUACAAUAUUUUAAUAAAAUCAUUCUUGACGAACAAGAUCAAGACAUUGUAUUGUCGACUUUAAAAUGUUUGGAAAAUAUCGCACAUUACAGACCAAAAAUUGUAUUAGAUGUUGCGCUUCCCAUAUUUGUGUCCAAACUUCCAAAUAUUGGCGAUGCUAUAGACAAAGGAUCUCAUACAAAUUAUAGUAAAAUAUUAGAUUCGAUUUCCAAAAUAUCAGUUGAACCUAUAUUAUUUGAGGCUUUAGUACCUGAAAUUCUUGCAAAAUUGGAUAAUGUCCUUUCACCUUUAUCUAGUGUAAAUUGUGACUAUACUGAAGCCAUAUUACAAGCACUUCACUCCCUACUUUUAAAGAAAUCGUCUUUAGGUCACACUGAUGUUUCGCGUUAUGUGGAUACUAUUAUACCGCAUCUUCUUGCCAGAUGUGUAGAACCCACCUUAAAUUUUAAUUGUGAAUCGGAACAAUAUACAGUAUUUUGUGACUUGCGAAUUAUCCGAGUUGUCGCUGGAAUAAUUUCUACAAUAACAAAGAGUCUAAAUGUGAGCGAACAAACUACGUUUGUCGGCCAAAUAUUCGAACUAUUCACACGAGGAAAUACUAGUUAUCUUCGAUUCUCACUGCCUGAAACAAAUGUCCCAUUUAAUCCGUUAUCAUUAGAUUCAAGUUCACACCAGAAGAACCUAACAUUAUGUUUCACAGCUGCUAUAGGAUCGAUUCGACAAGAGGUCCAAUCUUCAUUAUCAGAUAUCUUUGAAUUCUUGACAAAGAUAGUUGGGAUUUGUUUAUCUACUCCAAAUGAGAUACAACAACAUUCUUUGGCUCAAUUAGCUGCUUCAAUAUUAAACAAGUGGGACAAAGAACCUGAACUAAUAGAAUUUGCCCAAGCACAAGUUCUUGGUGAAUUGUUAAAUCAACUUUCUUCUACUUCUGGAUUAGAAACUAUUAGAUGUAAGUCGUUGUAUCUCUUUCUUUGGCUUACCAAGGCGUUAGUGUUACGCACACAUCAACUUGGCUAUGAUUGUACUGGCCAAAUUAUAAAUCUGUUCAGCGAUCCUAUUUUAGGAAAACAAUCUGCUGAAGGAAUUGGAAUAAUUAUUGGUGAAAGUGAUAUCUUAAAUCGACAGGGAUUUGCAACCAUAAAGAUUCUUUAUAAACAACGAUUCUUUAAUUAUUGUGUACCUAUAAUAAUAGAGCGAUUCAAGUCUUCGGAUGAUGUCACCAAACAUAAUUAUUUGAUGGCUUUAUCACAUUUACUGCGAAACAUUCCAAAGCAAGUUUUGAUGAACGAUCUUCCUUCG